UCUAAAUUGCGAGAGCAGUGAAUCGCUCUUGGAUAUUGCUAGCAGAGAGCGACUCUUCAACGAUCAUUUCUUCUGGUUAAUCUAUGAUAACAUGGCCAAUGUAACAUACUUUCGGGCCCUCUUUACGCACAUAAAUCUCGCUGUUGAUGCCGAAUUAACCUAUGCCAACUUGAAUAGCAUAGAAAGUGCCUCGAAUAGCUCCAGUUUUAGCGCCUUUACACUGUACGAUGUCUACAAUAAUGGCUACUAUUAUGGCGGUAAAUUGAAUAUGACAUUGGAUCGUGAACUUUAUUGCACUGAGAAGAGCUGUGAAGUAAAUAGAUAUCUUUCAAAGCUACAUUUACGCAGCAAAUAUGGUAAUAGGAAUCAGCUGCAUGACAUCACUUUGCGUUUGACUGUUGUGGUCACCAAAGUGCCUUUAACCGCUACACCCGAGGAAAUAUUCACUUUUCUACGUUCCGUCAAUGACACCAGUAAAGAUGCUAUACCACGCUUUGGUUACCAGGUGUUAUCCAUUUUAGUUGACUUCUUGGGUUGCAAGUCGAAUCACACUUUCACCAAUCGCUGGACAAUCAAUGAAACACAUGGCGGUCUAAUCGGCGCUUUGGCUGUACAGAGCGCCGAUCUUAUUUCCACACCAUUCAUUCCCACACCACCUCGCAUGGAGUUCUUUACCAUUAUCGCGGAGACUUCAUCAUUUCGUUCGAUCUGCCUCUUUCGUACGCCCCGCAACUCCGGUAUACAAGGCGAUGUGUUCUUGAAACCCUUCAACACCACCGUCUGGCUACUCUUCGGGUUGUUGCUGCUUUUGACAGCUGUUGUACUUUGGAGCAUUUUCCGACUGGAACGGAAGCGCAUGCACCAGCGUUAUGUCGACUAUAUGCCCUCGAUUUUGGCUACAUUCCUCAUUUCCUUUGGUUCGGCCUGCGCUCAGGGGAGCGAGAUGGUGCCCGGUUCCAUUGGUGGACGCAUAGUUUUCUUAACAUUGUAUCUACUAACUUUUCUAAUGUACAACUAUUAUACGUCCAUUGUUGUUUCGUCGUUGCUUGGCUCGCCGGUGAAGUCUGAUAUCAAAACAAUGGGCCAGCUGGCAGAUAGUCCACUAGAAGUGGGACUCGACCCUUUGCCAUUCACGCUAACCUAUUUGAAUAAUUCUCCGCUACCAGAAGUACGGCGCUUCAAACGCAAAAUCGACUCCGCACCCAAUCCGCAGGCCAUUUGGAUGCCCUUGAAGGACGGAAUACUGCGCGUACGCGAUCAACCUGGCUUUGUUUUCGGAUUUGAGGCCUCAACCGGCUAUUUGCUGGUCAAACGCUACUACAAGCCAUAUGAAAUCUGCGAUUUGAAUGAGAUACUAUUUCGUCCGGAGAAAAGUUUGUUUAGUGCGGUACAUAAGAACUCAAGCUUCAAGGAGUUGACCAAACAAAGAAUUUUUCGCAUCUUGGAGACUGGCGUUUCCCUAAAGUUGCAUCGCUAUUGGGUUCAAUCGUCACUGGAGUGUUUCGAUAGCAAUUUCAUAGUUGAAGUUGGCAUGGAAUAUAUGGCACCACUCUUUAUGCUGUUGUUGUGUACUUACUUUUUGGUACUCUUCAUAUUGUUGUUGGAAAUUCUGCAUAAGAAAUAUUGGGUAGAUCGCAAAAUGAGAUUGGAGAAUAUUAUCUUUGGUGAUAAUUGGCAUAAUGAAAUUUUCCCAAAUUAUGAAUGGAUUUUUAUUACAAUAAUGAAUCAAUUGUUAUUCAAUUUUAUUUUACAUCAUUUCUGGAAUGCAAAUAUUAAUGCAAUUGUAUUUUUCAAUUGUUGGAGUUUGCAAACCCAGCAACAUUUUAUUCAUAUGACUAACGAGAGAAUGUGGUAUACGCGCUUUGUAAAUAUCGAAUCAAUGGAUUUAUUUGGUGAUUUUGAACAUCGCUAUUUGCUGCAUAGCCGAUCCAUUUUGGGAGCCUACUUAGAUAUGAACUGUAAUAAAUCGGACGCCGUAAUGAACACACUUAGCCGCUGGAGUCUCUAUAAUCAGCACUAUAACUGGUUGCUCUACGAUCGUACAGCUGAUAUGCACAACUUCAAACGCCUCUUUGUGAAUGCCAGCCUCUCUGUAGAUGCAGAGCUCACUUAUGUCAGACUGAAGCCAGCUCUUAUGGACGCCAAUACUGUUACGAAUACAACCUGCUAUAUAACUUAUGAUGUCUAUAACAAUGGCUACGCCUUAGGUGGUAAACUGAAUGUAACUGUUGAUCGCGAGAUUCAAUGCAAUUUGCAGGAUUGCCAUGUGCGGCGUUAUCUUUCAGAUUUGCAUUUGCGAUCGAAAUAUAGCAAUCGACUUCGGUUGCACGAUAUAACAAUGCGGGUGUCGACUGUGGUCACUAAAAGGCCACUCAGUUUACCACCGCCUCUACUCUUGGAGUUUCUAAACUCAGAAAACAAUACGGAAAUCGAUGCAAUCUCGCGUUUUGGCUUCAGAGUGUUGUUGAUCUUCAAGGAUCUCUUCGGUUGCAACAUGGAGCACACCUUUCGCGACCGCUGGAGCAUGAAUGAAACGCAUGGUGGCAUAAUAGGUGACAUGAUCACCAAGGACGCCGACUUUGUAUCCUCACCUUUCCUCAGCACUAAGCCGCGUCAGAAGUAUCUCUCGCUUAUGGCCGUAACAGGUGCUUAUCGACAACUUUGUCUCUUUCGCACACCACGCAGUACCAGCAUUAGAGGUGAAGCCUUUCUACAACCUUUCGACACCUCGGUAUGGGUUGUUUUCAGCAUCAUACUGGGUUUACUGGCGAUUUUUCUUUGGCGUACCUUUGCUUUGGAGUCACGCAAUUUCCGUCAACGUAUGCCUUAUGAACCUUCACUAUUGGCGACCACCCUACUGGCUUUCGGUUCGGCCUGUUAUCAGGGUAGCAAUAUUGUGCCCUUUUCGUUGGGUGGGCGAUUGGCCUAUUUUUCACUCUAUUUUGCAACGUUUAUUAUGUAUAAUUAUUAUACAUCAACUUUGCUUUCAACGCUGCUCGGUACGCCGGUAAAGUCUGAUAUCAAGACGCUCGGUCAGUUAGCUGAUAGUUCCUUGGAGGUUGGACUGGAUCCAUUGCCCUUUACUUUUGUGUACUUGAAUGCCUCUCAAUUGCCCGAAGUACGUCGUUUUGUCUAUCGUAAAAUCGCGUCCAAGCCGCAUCCCGAAAAGGUUUGGAUUCCUGUGGAAGAAGGUAUUUUACGCGUGCGCGACGAUCCCGGCUUUGUUUACGUACUCGAAACUUCGACAAGUUACCCGUUUUUGGAACGGAGUUUCUUACCCCAUGAGAUUUGUGAUUUGAACGAGGUUUUGCUACGUCCAGAUCGCGGUUUGUUUACUCAGCUGCACAAAAAUUCAACCUAUAAGGAAUUGACACGCUUGAGGGUAUCUCGCAUGAUGGAGACAGGCGUUUGGCGCAAACAUCGUCGCUAUUGGGUUAAGGAAAAGCUAAAUUGCGUGCCAGGCAAUUAUCUCUUCGCUGUUGGCAUGCAGUACACGGCUCCACUAUUUCUAAUGCUACUUUUCUCAUUUGCACUAUGUUUAGUGCUAUUAGUAUUGGAGUUAGGUAUUAAAUAUUUGUUGGAUCAUCAGCGUCAUAAUACGAUUGGUUUUUGGAGGAGUACUUUGGCAGAAGGAUUUAUAGAGUGA
This is a messenger RNA of Rhagoletis pomonella (apple maggot), 3646 nucleotides long. RefSeq names its product ionotropic receptor 75a-like. The transcript has 14 exons. The record is from RefSeq and is a predicted model, not a curated record. Gene Ontology annotation, cellular component: membrane. The coding region runs from base 92 to 3646 and encodes 1184 amino acids. NCBI's taxonomy places the organism in Eukaryota, Metazoa, Arthropoda, Insecta, Diptera, Tephritidae. Gene Ontology annotation, molecular function: ligand-gated monoatomic ion channel activity.